CAAAAGUUGAAGUUGAAAGAUACUGCAUAUUCUUAUGCUGUCAAAGUCCAUUUAUUAAUAUUCUGACUUAUUUUCCAUGUGAAGCAUGUCACGUGGCACAGAACCACAUAGAGAAAAGUGCCUGACAAACUACAAAUCCGUUUUUAAAGACGAUGUUCUUAGGGGAAAAGUUGCUUUCAUUACUGGUGGUGGAUCUGGAAUAUGCUUUACAAUAGCAGAAGUUUUUAUGAGACAUGGCUGUGAUACGAUUAUUGCGAGUCGGAGUAUUGAGCGAGUGCAACAAGCUUCGGCUACUCUGAGUCAAGCCACUGGACGAAAGUGUAUUCCAUUUGCCAUGGAUGUCAGGAAGGUACAUAUGAAAGUUUAAAGUGUUUUUCCUGUUGUCAUGGAGUUCUCCGAUUGUUUUUCCAUAGGCGCUGCUGGUAACUUUCUGUGUCCACUGGAGAGCAUGUCAUUCAAUGCAUUCCGCACUGUCAUGGAGAUCGAUGCCCUAGGAACCUUUAACGUCAGCAAGGCUUUGUAUGACAAAUGGUUCAAAAAUCACGGUGGAGUGAUAAUCAACAUCACGGCCACUCUUCACCUGCGAGGUACCGGAUUCCAGGCACACGCCGGACCGGCCAAAGCUGCCAUUGAGGCCUUAUCACGACACAUGGCAGUUGAGUGGGGCCUUAAUGGGGUUCGAGUAAUGUGUGUGGCACCAGGCCCUAUUGAAGACACAGAAGGUUACAGAAAACUAGGUGGCAACUAUAUAACUGAAGACUACAUAAAGGCGAUUCCUGUACAGAGGGUGGGAACAAAAGCUGACAUCGGCCAUAUUUGUUUGUACCUCGUCACAGGGGCUGCCGAACUCCUCACCGGAACGACCGUGAUCGCGGACGGUGGCGUCCAUCUUAUUGACGAUAACAAUUAUUACAAAACCAGUGAAAUCAUCAAAUCUGGGAUGUUUAGAAAAAUGGCCUCUUCCAAGCUGUAAGAAUAACCGAUUUCAGAUAUACUAAACAUAACAAGAAAUGGAAAUAUAGUAUUCAGCUUUAACAUCAAAUUGUGCUUUUUUAAGAAUGGCUUAAUUACAAUAGGUGUAACAAUAGGUGAAUUAUAGGUUGAUGUAUACAGUUUAUCAUUUCACAAAAUUGAGUGUUUGUAAUCAAGUAAACCGAUUCUAAUUACUAGCUAUAACCCUGAUUUGCAUUUCUUUUAGUGUUUGAUUUUCAUGUGUAUGCUGAUGACGAACAUAUUGUGAAAUCACCUUUGUGGUGGUCUGAAGUUUUUGUAAUUUUCGGACUAAUGCAGUCAACAAAUUUAAGAACACAAGGAAAAUAUAAUACAUCUAUACAUGUAAUACGAAUGUAUGACACUACCUUUUCAAUCCACAAAUUUAGGUACCCAAUGAAAUGUGAUUUAUAGCAAAACUACGAAAAUGUAAGCUCAUGGAAAUAAAGAAUUUCACGGUG
This is a messenger RNA of Gigantopelta aegis, 1451 nucleotides long. Its product is annotated as peroxisomal 2,4-dienoyl-CoA reductase [(3E)-enoyl-CoA-producing]-like. The transcript is spliced from 7 exons. Lineage: Eukaryota; Metazoa; Mollusca; Gastropoda; Neomphalida; Peltospiridae. Gene Ontology annotation, biological process: fatty acid catabolic process. The record is from RefSeq and is a predicted model, not a curated record. Gene Ontology annotation, molecular function: 2,4-dienoyl-CoA reductase (NADPH) activity.